AUGCGCGCCAAGGAGAUAGAAUGCUUGUAUGGGAACUUGCUCGAUAAGGCAAUGAAGAAGGAGAGCGUUGAGAUUCAUAAGGAAGAAAUAGAACUCAUAGGUAACAUUGUUUGCGGGAUAAAUAUGGGAAGGAGUUUUACAGAGAAGAAUGGUGAGAUAGAGAGUGUCCAUGAUUUGCUUACCAAGUCAAAUGGUUGGAAGAAGAUGACCGUCUCGUCUCGGCAAUGUUUUUCUUCGGACAUCUCAAAAAGCUAG
Molecule: messenger RNA, 255 nt
Organism: Eruca vesicaria subsp. sativa (arugula)
Lineage: Eukaryota; Viridiplantae; Streptophyta; Magnoliopsida; Brassicales; Brassicaceae
Source: the annotation of a GenBank genome assembly